GCAGCGAGGAAGGAACGGGCAUCGGCCAAAGACAGAGGCAACACUCGCGUGACCUGGUCUUCGCUCGCCGAUCUUUUCCGUAUCGUUUCGAGUUUCGAGCGCGCAGUACCGGUUGGACAACCACGGCUUGUGGCCAAGUGCUGUGAAUUUAUCUCCAACCGGGGCUUUUCUUUCCUGCGAUCGACACACGCAAUCGCGAUCUCCGAUUUCGCGUCCCUGGUAUCGUCAUAUUCGCGUGAGUUCUGUUCUUCCUCUGCCAAUCGGUCUUCAGUCUUCAGUCUUCGGUUGAUAAUCCGGAAAUGACCGGCGGAGGGACCAACAUGGCGUAUCACGGUCUUAGCCAGCACGUCAAUUUCGACGUGAUACCAGAUCCUGAAGAUCGUUUCGUCUUGGAGGAAUUAAUCGGCGAAGGGACGUACGGCGAGGUCUACAGCGCACAUUGCAACGAAACCGGCAACAAAGUUGCGAUCAAAAUUUUGGAGAAUGUCGCGGACAAUAUCGAGGAAAUCGAGGAAGAGUAUCUGGUGUUGAGAGACCUGAGCCACCAUCCGAACAUUCCCCUCUUUCAUGGUUUAUUCUUGAAAAGGGCAAAACCUGCUCAAGAGGAGGACCAGCUGUGGUUCGUCAUGGAGUUGUGUACCGGAGGUUCGGUGACUGAUCUUGUCCAAGGCCUGAAGAAAAGGGGAAAGCGCCUAACGGACAACCAGAUAGCUUACAUCCUCAAAGAAACAGUGGAAGCGCUCAUUUAUUUGCACAGCAAUCACUGUAUGCAUCGUGACGUUAAGGGACACAAUAUUUUGCUCGCUGAAGAUGCACGCGUCAAGCUGGUUGACUUUGGCGUGUCUUCGCAUCUGGUUGCUACCCUUGCCAGAAAAAAUACCUCGGUUGGCACACCCUACUGGAUGGCGCCCGAGGUGAUUGCUUGCGAGCAACAACUAGAUUCUUCCUAUGAUUCCCGAUGCGACGUUUGGUCAGUUGGAAUCACGACAAUCGAGCUGGCAGAAGGCGACCCACCUCUAUCUGAACUGCACCCUAUGAGGGCGCUCUUCCAAAUCCCCAGAAACCCACCGCCGUCCCUUAAAAACCCGGAUAUCCAUUCGCCGGAGUUGGUCGACUUCAUCACGGAGUGUUUGGUGAAAGAUCUCGAGCACAGACCGUUUGCCAGCGAGCUGAAGGAACAUCCUUUAUUGAUGAAUAUCGAGUCGAUCGCGGAGGACGUCAGAUGCGAGCUGCAAGAGGAGAUCCGUCGUCAGAGAGCCGAUGGCAGAGUUCACAGGCAACCCGAAGUGACGACCAAACACGGGAAAUUGAAGACCGAUCGGAAAGCAAGGCCAGAGAAAAUGUACAUGGACGAUCUGGCUGCUCUCGACAUGUUGUCGGAAGACGGGAUCGUCGAUCAGUUGCAACACAGAUACGAACAAGCUCAAAUAUAUACUUAUAUUGGAGACAUACUCGUCGCUGUUAAUCCCUUCACAAAUUUGGGACUGUAUACAGGCAUCGAACAAAAGAGAUACAAAGGACAAGCAAGAUCGGACAAUCCGCCCCACAUUUUCGCCGUAGCGGAUGCUGCUUAUCAAGCACUGUUACACCAGCGACAAAACCAAGCAAUUGUAAUCAGCGGGGAAUCGGGGGCAGGGAAAACGGAAAGUGCGAAUUUGCUGCUGAAACAGUUGGUUUAUCUCAGCAAAGCUCCCAAUCGUAAUUUGGAAGAGAGGAUCCUUCAAAUAAAUCCGAUAAUGGAGGCUUUCGGCAACGCGACUACCGGAAUCAACGCAAAUUCAUCGAGAUUUGGGAAAUACCUAGACUUGACCAUGACCAAAGGUGGUAAAGUCACUGGUGCCAGAAUAUACGUCUACCUGUUGGAACAAUCUCGGGUCGUAGCUCAAGCCGAAGGUGAACGUAAUUUCCACAUAUUUUACUACAUGUACGACGGUCUGGAGGCUGACAACCGUCUCUCGGAAUUCCACUUGGAUCCAAAUCUUCGGAAGCAUCACCGAUACCUGACAGAUCACAGCCAGACGUCCCAAACGCAUAUCGACAAGUUUCAACAAUUGAAGGUCGGCUUCAAACUACUUGGAUUUCAAGAUAGCGAGGUGGACAUAGUAUAUCGGAUUUUAGCCGCGAUACUUCAUCUCGGUGAUAUCGAGUUUGGCGAAGUAGCCAGCGAGGAUAAUACCGAUAACAAAAGCCACGUGAUUGACGCGGCACCAUUGCACAGAGUUUCACAGUUGCUCGGUGUGGAGGAAAAUGAUCUUCUGGAAGCACUGACAUCGAACUCGGUGAUGACCAGGGGCGAGACAAUCACGCGAAAUAACACGGUAGCCGAGGCGUGCGCGGCCAGGGACGCGAUGGCGAAAGGACUGUACGGUCGAUUGUUCGACUGGAUGGUCAAUCAGAUCAAUUGUUUGCUGUGUUUCAAUCGUUCGCCCAACUACGAACCGCUGGCGAUCGGUCUUCUCGAUAUAUUCGGCUUUGAAAAUUUCCCGAGAAACUCGUUCGAGCAACUCUGCAUUAACAUUGCGAACGAACAGAUACAGUAUUACUUCAAUCAGCAUAUCUUCACUUGGGAGCAACAGGAGUACAUGGCGGAAGGGAUACCGGUCGAUUUGGUCGAGUUCUCAGACAACAGGCCCGUUCUAGACAUGUUACUCAGCAAACCUAUGGGGCUGUUGGCUCUGUUGGACGAAGAAAGCCGAUUUCCCAGAGCCACCAAUAAAUCUCUGAUUGAGAAAUUUCACAACAACAUCAAGUCCAAGUUCUACGUGAGACCAAAAUCGGACGCAGUUUGCUUCGCAGUGCAUCAUUUCGCUGGACGUGUGGUUUACCAAGCGGAAGGCUUCUUGGAAAAGAAUAGGAACUUCCUGCCUCCUGAAGUCAUCCAGCUGGUCAGGCAAUCUCAGUACGACAUGGUCCGUUUCCUGUUCCAAUGCCCGAUCACGAAAACUGGCAACUUGUACUCGGCUGUUCACGACACUGAUUCGAAAAAGUUGUCACAGUCGAAUCAGAAUACAAAGGAACGGUAUUCCAGUCGAGGUUUGGCGUCACAGUCAAGAGCUCAACAAACCGUGGCAACUUACUUCCGAUAUUCUCUGAUGGAUUUGCUGCAAAAGAUGGUGUCCGGGUCGCCGCAAUUCGUGCGAUGCAUAAAACCGAACGACUCCAAGAGCCCACGAUUCUUUGACAAAGAGAAAGUCGUGAAGCAACUGAGAUACACCGGAGUCCUGGAGACGAUAAGGAUCAGACAAAACGGAUUCUCGCAUAGAAUACCGUUCAACGAGUUUCUAAAAAGAUAUUGCUUCCUAGCAUUCGGCUACGACGAACGUGUCAUGGCUAAUCGCGACAAUUGUCGCCUCCUUUUGGUCCGUUUGAAGAUGGACGGAUGGGCAUUGGGCAGAACAAAGGUUUUCUUAAAAUACUAUCACGUCGAGUUCCUCUCCAAGAUGUACGAGGAGCAGCUGAAGAAGAUCAUUAUGGUUCAGGCGUGUGUUCGCCGAUGGCUCGCUAGGAUCAGGUUCAAGAAGCAGAAGUGGCAGUUCGCCGUGUCCAUCGUGACACUGCAACGUCACAUCCGCGGAUGGUUGCAACGAAAGCAUUUCUUAGAGGAAAUGAAGAAAAAGCAAAAAGAGGCAGAAAAAACUGUUUUACAAAAAGCACAGGAGGAGCAGAAAGAUAAAGCGGAAGAUGAGGAGCAGAAGGAGGGAAACGAGGAGGAUCAAACUGCGAAAGAAGGAUUAAACGAAGACGAUGCUGCAUCGAUCAUACAGAGUCAUUUCAAAGGAUACGCGAUUCGCAAACGCUUCGGACCUGAACUGGAAGAACGUUUCAAAAACAUCUUGAGCGACUACGACGACAAGUUCGAAGCACACAAAGCGUUAUUGCGCGAAGGCUUGAAGAACGAAGAAGCUGCGUUUAUAGUCCAACAAUGGUUCAAGGACGAAGAAAAUGUGAAGAAGAGAAAACCACCGACGAGAGAUAUGGUACAUUACAAACUGAGACAAGCCGAUCUCAUACAAUUCUCUCAAAGCGUUCACAUGAAAAAUCAAGAAGUGCACAAGAAUUUACGUCACAAUAAGCCAGGAGUGCGACUGAACGAGAUAGAAGAACCGCCGCCGGAUUACGUUCGACCCGAAGGAUUCAACAUGGUGCAGCCUAUCAUGCAAUAUCGAAGUGGCAAUCAAGUGGACGGGGAAGAGACGAUUAAGUACUAUCGUGACUUGAAGGACGAGAUGAGCAGUGGUUCGGACUUCGAAGAAGAAGAAGUUGGCUGGGACUUACCGUUGAUACAGCUAGAAAAUGACCUUCACCCAUUGACGAGGAGUCGAAUGGGGCAGAUUCUGGAAGUGAACACCGAGAGGAGAGAACGUUUGGAAGCACAGGCAGACUUUGCGAUAACUUCGGAGCAGCAACUUUCGGAUAUAUGGCACAAAGCUUUGAGAAAUCCGACCGAGGAUCAGGAACAAGAGAGCAACUCGGCCAGAGCGAGUACAAGGACUAAUUACGCGGCUGGCAAAGAGCUGCGGUUCCCUGAAAGAUAUCCGCAUCGUAGACAACCUACAGUCGACUCUUCGAAUAUCAACCAUUCAAAUGGCCUACGAUUCAAAUGCAUCGACAGACGCAGCGAUGUAAAUGGACGUCAAGAAUCUAUUGCUGGUCAGCAACGGCGUAUCAUCAAUGGACACUGUAUUGCAAAUGCUCAUCAAAACCUGUUUAAGGGAGGUUCCAAUUUUACAAACGGACAAUCGACGUUUGCCAACGGGCCACUAAAUAAUUAUCACGGUUACGCGAACGGAGACGAAGCUCUAAUUAACGGUCAUCCAAACUCGGCGAACAAUGCAGCCAAAGUUAAUGGGCGCCCACCUUACAAUAACGGAUAUCGAAAUAUCAUCAGCGGUUGUCAAAAUGGCCUGUUCAUUAAUAAAAUGGUCGUGAACGAUGAGUUGAUCAAACCAUCGAAAUUGGCCCUUAACAAUAAUAUAAAUGGCCGUGUAAAGGAGAUACAACCAGCGAAAAAAAGUGACAAUUUAAGGAAACAUCGAUCGGCUGGCGUAGACAGUAAAAACGGGAUCGAUCGAUUGGUCAAUUGUCAAAACGCCAUUAAUGGUCGGCUAGUUACAGGGAAAGAGCUGGGUAAAGAUACAUUUGGAAUUUCAACUGAUCUUAGACAAAUCCUCAAACCCACUGUCGUUCAAAAGCGGCAAGAGAUCUUCAAGAUAGACUACGAUCCAGAGGAUAUCAAUGGACCGUAUAAUUUCAGGCAACUAUUGAGACCAACUGAAUAUCUUCCUACGGAGUCUUUGAGAAAAAGAAAGGGCAGCUUGGCUUGCAACGGAGUUGCCACGUCAAAGGACAAAGUUCCUGAAAAACACGUGAAGAGAAGAGCGCCGCUGGCACCAAAUCAAAAUAAGCUUGUUAACACGAGAAAAUGAAGUCGACGGGACGCCAGAAUGUUCAAAAAAUUUUCUUAGAAAUGUUUUUUCCAGAUAUUCUACAGGCACCAUUUAGAGAGAACGUAGAAAUACGUGAUUGCGAAUAUAUGAAUCCCGUAGAUCCUUUUAAGGAUACAUAAGCACAGACACGACAAAGGAGAUAAUGUUUUCGAAGAUUUAAGAUUUGAAAACAUUAUAGUAAUUGCAAAAUAAUUUUUAUCUAGUUAAUAUAAUACGUAAUGCGAAUAAUUUCUCACAAGACAAAUGAUUAAGGAUUGGUAAAUUAUCAGGUGAUUCUCUGUCAGUAUUAUUACCAUAUCAAAUUGAAAAUACGCAACGUCAGACGAUUCGAUGAAACUGUAUCUGAUAGUUUCCAAAAUUAAUCUGACUAGCCAUUUUUCAUUUAAUUUUGUGAAUGUUACUUAUUCGUAAAAUCUUUUCUUUCAAAAAUUUGAUUACAACAAAUUCUGUGAAAUUUAAUUUAUUGUAGUUCAAGAUAAUACGUGUUUUCCAUCAAUCGCGUUAUUUUGUACUCAUUUAUUAACUCGUUGUUCGUUUGAUUCGAGAGUUUGACCUUUUGUAACAGAUGGAAAAGAAAACAAUUUAUUUAUUUAUUUGGUACAGUCAACUGCUGCUGCUUAACGAAAUACAUCAUAAGAAAAUUGUUUAUUUAGAACUAGUCAUGCGUAGCUUUACGAAAGUUAGAUGCGUUCGAUAGCGUUAAAAUGAAUGUCGUUCACAAAAUCCUUAUGGCGUUUUGUCGUAAUAUUUGCGUUUCAAACACGUACUUAUAACUUGCAAGUAUAACUAGGAAUGUAAUUUAUUAAUAAACUUGUUCAUUAGUAUCUCGUACUCUUAAGCGUUUACAAUUAUAUCUUUAAUUAGUCGCUAUUGUCGAAUAUUUAUUAAAUCUUAAUACUAGUAUGCAUUUCGAAAGUACUGCUUGUAAAUAAAAUUCUCAUAGGAGCAAAUCUA
This is a messenger RNA of Frieseomelitta varia, 6401 nucleotides long. Its product is annotated as myosin-IIIb-like. The transcript is spliced from 16 exons. Gene Ontology annotation, biological process: protein phosphorylation. NCBI's taxonomy places the organism in Eukaryota, Metazoa, Arthropoda, Insecta, Hymenoptera, Apidae. Bases 300 to 5426 code for a protein of 1708 amino acids. Gene Ontology annotation, cellular component: myosin complex. The record is from RefSeq and is a predicted model, not a curated record. Gene Ontology annotation, molecular function: cytoskeletal motor activity; ATP binding; protein binding.